GAGGAGGAGGGGACUCCACUAACUUUGUAGUUCAGCUUUGGGAACCGCUCUGACAUUCUGCUCUGCGCCGCGGGCAGUGCCGAGCCUCUAGUCGAGAAGAAGGGCUCUGUGCUGAAGCAAAAGCGGUCGCCCCAGCAGAGCUGCCUAGUCCAGAUGGAGGGAGCCUCGACCCUAGACGCCAGCUUGCCAGGGCCUCUGGCCCUCCCAGGUCUGCUCUUUGCAGCCACCCUGCUCCUCCUGGCCCUGUUCCUCUCCACCAGGCGCACCAGGUGCCCUGGUGAACCUCCCUUGAUAAAAGGUUGGCUUCCUUAUCUUGGCAUGAGCCUGAAAUUUCAAAAGGAUCCUUUAACAUUCAUGAAAACUCUUCAAAGGAAAUAUGGUGACAUUUUCACUGUUUUGCUUGGAGGGAAGUAUGUAACUUUUGUUCUGAACCCCUUUCAGUACCAGUUCAUAAUUAAAAACCCCAAACAACUAAGUUUUGGGAAGUUUAGCAGACGAUUAUCAGCUAAAGCCUUUUCUGUCAAGAGGCUGCUAACUGACGAUGACCUUAAUGACGACAUUCACAAAGGCUAUCUGCUUUUACAAGGCAAAUCUCUGGACAGUCUUCUGGAAAGCAUGAUCCAAGAAAUAAAGGAAAUAUUCGAGCCCCUACUGCUGAAAACCACAGAUUGGAAUACAGCAAGAAUAUUUCCUUUCUGUAGCUCACUGGUAUUUGAAAUCACAUUUACAACUCUAUAUGGAAAAAUUCCUGCUGAUAACAGGAAACAAAUUAUCAGUGAGCUAAGAGAUGACUUUUUAAAAUAUGAUAAUAUGUUCCUAAACUUAAUAUCUGACAUACCCAUUCAGUUUCUAAGAAAUGAGGAAUCUAUGCAGAAGAAAAUUAUAAGAUGUCUUACAUCAGAAAAACUAGCCCAGAUGCAAGGAUGGUCUGAAAUUGUUCAGAAGAGGCAAGAUAUGCUGGAAAAAUACUAUAGGCGUGAAGACUUUGAAAUAGGAGCACAUCAUCUUGGCUUUCUCUGGGCCUCUACGGCAAACACCAUUCCAGCUAUGUUCUGGGCAAUGUAUUAUAUUCUUCAGCAACCAGAAACUAUGGAAGCACUGCGUGAUGAAAUUGACAGCUUUCUGCAGUCAACAGGUCAAAAGAAAGGGCCUGGACUUUCCCUCCACUUCACCAGAGAACAAUUGGACAGCUUGGUCUGCCUGGAAAGCACCAUUCUUGAGGUCCUGCGGCUGUGCUCAUACUCCAGCAUCUUCCGUGAAGUUGAAGAGGACAUGGAUUUCAGCUUAGAGACUACAAGUUACUGUCUGAGGAAGGGAGACUUCGUAGCUGUCUUUCCUCCAAUCAUACACAGUGACCCAGAAGUCUUUGAAGCUCCGGAGGAAUUUCGGUUUAAUCGUUUCCUGGAAGAUGGUAAGAAGAAAACGACCUUUUUCAAAGGAGGGAAAAAGCUGAAGUAUUACAUUAUGCCAUUUGGAUUUGGAACCAGCAAAUGUCCGGGCCGAUAUUUUGCAGUUUAUGAAAUGAAGCUAUUAUUGGUUAUAUUUUUAACUUAUUUUGAUUUAGAAAUAAUUGACAAGACACCCAUAGGACUAAAGUACAGCCGUUUGUUGUUCGGUGUUCAGCAUCCUGACUCUGAUGUUUCAUUUAGGUACAAGGCAAAAUCUUGGAGAAAUUGAAAGGGUGGCAAGAAACAGAGUGAGGCUGUGUGUGCUGACCUCUGUUGCUUGUUUCUUUCACAUUAAUAUGACUAUUGUGUUUGUAUGUUUGAAAAUGGCAAAUUUAUAUUUGGUUUUAGAUCUAUCCAGUUUGUCCUUGGUCACAAAACCUGUCAUAAAAUAAAGUAGGGCGGUGGCAUAAAAAAUGACUAUGACAAUCAUUUCAGGAUAAGUUAAAAAUAAUGUUUUAAACUUUGUACCUACUGUGAUUUUUAUCAUUUUCAGUGAUUGUAGUUUUCCAGUAAUAAAUUUGGCCCAGGGUAUUUUUUUAAUUACUGAAAUACUCUAAUAUGGCUUUAUGUACUGCCAAAAAGUGUGCCAUCGAUGGACAGUCUGAAGUUUUCCAAAUUUCCAGAGAAGAGAAAUUAAAUCCCAUAAGUUUCACUGUGUGAAAAUGUUCCCUUCAAGUAUAAUAUCAAUAAUGUCUAUAUCACCAGGUUACCUUUGCAUUAAAUGAGUUUGCAAUAGAUUAAAUGUUCCGAUUUUCCUUCAAUAUCUAGUCAUCCGAUAAAUACUCUUUAUAACUUUGUAUUCUACAGUUCAACAGGACAAAAUUUCCUGUUAUGUAAGACCUCUCAUGCUCAAGUUAGAUAUUGUUAAAAUUUAAUGUGUAAGAAAACACAGAGCCUAUUAUAUAUUCAGCACUUGCUCUAGACAUUAGUAUUAGGUUUAGUAUGCAGGGAAAUGUUGAAGUCAUUACAGCAUUGAUGGUAGUGUUGGUCUUUAGUAUAAACUGUGUUAUCUAAUGCUGCAAUGAACCCUUUACUAAAUGUUUCCAUUUCUAUAAAAUGAGAAGUUAGGUAGUAUUAUUUAUUUACAACUUUCUGGACUUGAAGGUUAGUUGUAUUAUUUUAAACUAUCAAAUUAAAGUAUUCAAAAUAAUUUUAUGUGACACAAUAUAACCUAUACCAAUGAUUAAAAGAUUUCUAUUAUCAAAUUUCCCAGUGAUUAACAUUUGACAUAAAUGGUGAUAGAAAAAUACAAACUCACAGGGCAAAUAAUUAAGCCAGAUUAAUUCAUGCUGCAUUAAUUAGAAAUUCUAAUGCUUUGGAAAUUUUCUAUUAUUGUUAUAAAGGAAAUUAUUUAAAAUAGCACUCUGAAAUGUUAUUACACACGGUAAAUACAUAGUGGCAUUUCUUUUCUCCUUCCUCGAGCAUAGGCUCUUUGAAUGCUGCUUGCUGCUUGUAUACUCUUAUGAAUUCUGUUUCUGUUUGAUUGAGAUGGUUUUUACUCUCAGUCUUAUUGCCUUUUUCAAAAUCUGCAAAAUGAGCUCUGGAGAGACGGUUCAAUGGUUAAGAGCACUGGCUGCUCUUCUAUUAGACUGGGGUUCAUUUCCGAGCACCCACAUGGCAGCUCACAACUAUCUGUAACCUGUUCCAGGGGGUCUGCCACCCUCAUACAGCCAUAGACAGUCAAAACACAUAAAACAAAAAUAAAACAAAUUAUAAAAAUGCAGAGUGACCUUUUAUGGUUAUACAAAUUCACAGAAAACAAAGUGAGGUUAUGACUUAUGAAAAGGAUGUGGAAUGAUUAAACCAACUCAAAUUAUUGAAUUAACUCACUUUUGUUGUAAGAGCAUUUUAGAUAUAUUCUCUUAGCAACUUUAACUGUACUGUGCUUAGUUAUUAAAUAUUUUCAUGAAGCAAUGUACUGGAACCCUUCCCAAAUCCCCAAAAAAAGAACAUAUUCAUCCUGGAUAAGAUUUUGUACUUUUUGGUCAUUUCUCCUACACUUUCCUCAGCCUCUGCAAUCACCAUUCACCCUGUGCUUUGAUAAGUUUGGUUAUUUUGUAUUUCAUAUAUAUUCUAGAUUGCUUCUCUGUUGCUAUGACAAAAAUAUUGUGACCAACAGUAACUUAAGGAGAAAACAGUUUAUUGAGGGACAUCUUUCCAAAUCACAGUCUGUCAUUGAGGAAAUCAGGGCCAGAACUCAAGGUAGAAACCUGAUACAUAAACAACAGAGAGAUGCGGCACAGUGGCUUACCCACUCACUAGUUUUCUUAUACAGCCCAGGUCCAUGAGCCCAGAAAAUGGCACUGUCCUCAGGAGAUGGACUCUGCCACAUUAAUCAUCAAUUAAGGCAAUCACUCAUAGACAUGGCCACAGGCAUGUAAUGAAGGCUAUCGUUCCUUUGAGGUUCCCCCUUCCCAGACACUCUAGGUUGUACCAAGUUAAGGCUCUGCCCUGUAGACUAUCAAAGCAGAUGCUGAGACUUAUGGUCAACUGCAUGGAAUCUUAUGUAAAAAGUGGGAAAUAGUAAGAUCUGGAGAGGACAGGAACCCCACAAGGAGAGCAACAGAACCAGAUAAUUGGAACACAGGGGUCUUCCCAGAGACUCAUACUCCAACCAAGUACCAGGCAUGAGGAUAACCUAGAACCCCUGCACAGAUGUAGCCCAUGGCAGUUUAGUGUCCAAGUGGGUUACAUAGUAAUGAGAAGAGGGACUGCCUCUGAUAUAAUCUGAUUGGCCUGCUCUUUGAUCACCUCCACUUGAGUGGGGAGCAACCUUACCAGGCCACAGAAAAUGACAAUGCAGCCACUCCUGAUGAGAUUUGAUAGACUAAGAACAGAAGGAAGGAGAGGAGGACCUCCCCUAUCAGUGGACUUUGGAGGGGCAUGCAUGAAGAAAGGGGAGGGAGGGUGGGACCUGGAGGGGAGAAAGGAGCGGCUAAGGGGGGACACAAAGUGAAUAAAGUGUAAUUAAUAAAAUAAAAUUUAAUUUAAAAGAAAAGGUUAAAAAAUAAAAAAAUAAAAAAUAAUACAUAAGGUAGAAUAUGUAGUAACGGACUAUUUAUGCUAGGUUUUACUUCACUAAAUCUAUGUUCUCUAAAUCUGUGUUGUUACAAAUUACAAGAUUUAUUUGAGACUAACAAUAUUUCAUCAUAUGUAUAUUCCACAUUGUCUUUAUUCAAAUGCUGUCUCUAACCACCUCUACCUCCUCCUCCAUACAAUUCCGUGACAGUUUUCAUUCUCUCAAAAUUAAAGCCUAUGUGUUAUGUUUCAUGAUCAGACCCACUGACCCUCUUCCUUUUGAGAGUCUCUGUGGCCGAUUUUGAGCCUCUAACAUCUCAGCGUUUAAGUCUUCUACCUCAUGGAAUUUCUGAGUUUAGUGAUUGCAUUUUUCAGUUUGACAAUUCAUUGUUCUUCAUUUCUACCUGACCAAAUUUUGUAAUAUCUUGUUCCUUUAAUCUACUUUCACUAUUCCUCUACAUUCCUUUAGCCAUAUUAAGCAUGGUUUUAUUCUGCACCUGCCAUCUUUAGCCCUCUGGUGUUUUAUGGCUGUUACGCUAUAGUCCCCUUUCCCUUCAGUUCUUCUGAGACAACAUCCCUUGGAAUUUUACCUUUGAAAAAUGUUUCUGAUACGAAUUUAAUGCUCAUUCUUCCAAGUAUAAUUUGCCUUUGAUUUUGUUUCUGUUUAGUUCUGAUUACUGGGAGUGAUCAGUUGGAGUAUUUGAGAGGGGACAUGAUACAUUGCUUAGGAACUGUGAAUUCCAGCCUUAAAUAAAACCCUGCAGAUAAGGGUGUUUUGUUAAGGGGUAUUUGUUGUUUUGUUGCACGUUUGCUCUUUUACUUGUUUUGUUGUGAGACAGGGCCUUAUUAUAUAGCUUCAAAUGUCUAGGAACUCAAUACAUGUUCAUGGCUGGCCUUGAGCACACAAAGAUAUGCCUAGUAGGUGCUGAGAUCAAAGGAGGUACUUAAAAACUAUGAUCAGGAAUUAUUGGUUUUGUCUAUUUGUUAGUUGUUUGUUUGAACCAGAAACAAAUUAAGUCAUACAAAUAUGUCUAAUCCUGCUCUUGUAGAGAAAGGUUUCUAAUCCAUCCAGCAAGUAUGUUGACUCUGAAAAUUACUGACUUUGUGCAGGGGUCUUGGAUUUGAUACCCCCCCAUACACACACAUUUUCACACAUAUGUACAUGUACACACAUGCAUGAUUAUGCCAUGGUGAGCUCUAGACUUUGUCUUUUGCCCGCCAUAAAACACAGUUUUGUUUCCAUCCAAGUUGUAUUUCAAUAUUGGUCUGCUUUAAAGUCUAGAUGGAGAACCUUUCUAUGUUGUAAAAUUCAACAAGCAGUGUACUUUCAUGAGGUUGCCAAAGAGAAAAACCACAAGAAGCUGUUGUACUCUAAUUUCUCCUUACUACAAAGGUGUAUAUGCAGUCUUUAAAUAAAUAAAAUGGUUGAAGAAAGAUUUUAUGAAACAGAGAGAAGCAAGGCACAUACCUGCUACUCCAGCCUUUGGGAGGCUUAAGUAGGAGGAGCCUAAGUUCUUGGACUACCUUGUGAAACCUCAUUUCUCAUAAAACAAAGGUCAUGGGUUCUAGCUGGUUAUGUGUUGUUAUCACCAACACAUGUGAAACUUAUAUUGAAAACAAAAUUGCAAAGUUUAACAGAGAUACUUCAGCAACUUUUUGUCUUUUAAAAAUUUCUUUGUGGGCAAGAGAGUUGGCUCAGCAGGGAAGAGCAUGUGGUGCACCCAAAGAACUGAGUUUGGGUCUUAGCACCCACAGUAGGCAGCUUAUAAGUCCAUCUCUAGGGGAUCCAAUACCCUUUUCUGGCCUCUAUGAACACCCACACACACGUGGCAUUCAUAUAAGCAGGCACAAGCACAUACACUUAAACAAAAAUGAAACUUAGUUCUUUGAAAUUUUUGUGCAGUUGUUUUGAUUGUAUUCAUCCCCUUCCCCCAACUCCUCCCAGAUGCAUUCCCCUUCCCUUCCUGCCCAACUUUGUUUCUUUUUCUUUUUUUUUUUUCCUCCCAUCAGUUACAAUUUGUACUGCCCUUAUACUCUUGGAUGUGUGGUUGCACUGGAACCUGUUUGAUCCGCUAAGGGCCACAUACUUAAAGAGAACUCACUUCUCUUUUCCCAGCAGAUAUGAAUUUCCAGUUGCUCCUUAGGUAGGGGUGGAAAUUUAUUACCAUCUCCCAUAGGCUGUGUACAUUCUGACAGGCCCCUGUGGUUCCUAUCUUCAACUACACUGCUAUGCCCAGUAAACACUGUUUUCUCGUAGUCCUGGACUACUUCUGGAUCUCACAAUCUUUCUGUCUGUUCUUCUGCAAUCAUCCUUGAGAUGAAGUCUUGGGAGGAGGGGAUGUAAUAUAGAUGUUUCUUUUUUUUUAUUUUAUUUUUUUAUUUUUAUCAGUUACAUUUUAUUAACUCUAUAUCCCAGCCGUGUCCCAAUCCCUCAUUCCCUCCCAGUCCCUCCCUCCCUCCCUCAUCUCCACCGUGCCCCUUUCCAAGUCCACUGAUAGGGGGGACCUCCUCCCCAUUCAUCUGAUCCUGUUUUAUCAGGUAUCUUCAGGACUGGCUGCAAAGCCCUCCUCUGUGGCCUAACAGGACUGCUCCUCCCUUUGGGGGUGGGGAGACCAAAGAGCCAGUCAUUGAGUUCCUGUUAGAAAUAGUCCUUGUUCCCCUCACUUUGGGAAACCAAUUGGUUACUGCUGAGCAGACAUGGGGUAAGAUGAUCAAUCCUCAUUUAGAAAGACAGAUGGGAUGUGCAUUGAACGUAUGACAGGAGUCUACUGAGCGCAUCUGAAAGACUCUAACUAGCAGUGUUUUCAAAGCAAAGACUCAUGACCAAACCUUUGGCAGAGUACAGGGAAUCAUAAGAAAGAAGGGGAGUUAGUCUGAUGGGGAAAGGAUAGGAGCUCCACAAGGACCAAAUAUAUCUGGGCACAGGGUCUUUUCUGAGACUGACGUUCAACCAAGGACCAUGUAUGGAUAUAACCUAGAACCUCCACUUAGAUGUUUCUUCAGGUCAGUCAUGCUACAAUCUGCUAUUCUCUGAACCUUGACAAGGUGGGGUUUCUGUGACAAUCACAAUUUACUGGAAAAAAUAAGUUUCCUUGGUGAGGGUUGAGAAAUGCAUUUAUAUAUGGGUAGAACUUCACAAGUGGGCCUCAAAUGUAAUCAUAACAUUGGUUAGUGCCAUAAUGUUUGUGCCACUAUUGUAACCAUGAGCAUAUCUUAUCAGACCAUUCAUUAUUGUAGCUCAUAGGGUUCACAGCUGGAUAAGUCGAUGAGCAGAUUUUUCUGUGGUAACAUUCAUAGCAUCUUCCAACACUAUGAAAGCUAUCAAGUAGGGAUGAAGUUUCCAGGUCAGUACCAGCUUGGUUUCCCCAUGCCCUUGUACUCAAUUAUACAAUGUCUUUAGAAAUAAAAUCUUACUGUCAUAUUUUCUAUGGUAGCCAAGAACAUUGGCAAUAAUCCGUAAUGUUUGUAGUCUAUGUGACCUCAAUGACUAGCAACUCCAAAGAGGUAACUUACUCCUGGCACUGAGUGAAGCAUGUUAUUCCUCUUUCCAUGGUGUACCGUGGGCUUGUUGUUGAAUCAUUAUAGGAUAACACUAUCAAACAAUAUUUUAUAUGUAUGUGUGCUUAUGUUUUAGAAAGGUUCUACAAUAGUAGGUCAUAUGUUUAAUACAGGGAUAUUUUAUAGUUAUUGUUUUCUCAUUCAUCUAUUUGAUUGGAUAUUUACUGAGGAUUUUCACUGGUUAGUUAUGAUACCAUUCAAUAUAUUAACCUUCUCCUUUAUGAUUACCCACUUUAUUGGAGAAAACAACAUACAAAUAACUUAUCUGUUGUUGGUUUGCUUGUAAAUAAUAAAGUUUUCUUUUUAAAUUUAUUUUGAUAUUUGAUUGGCUAGCAGAGGUUAAAUGCUCUGUGGAGAUCCUUCGAGCUAACUUUUACUAAAUAAGGCAUGCUGACAAGCAAGCUUUACUGACAUUUUCAUCUCCUUAGCUGGCUUUCCUGUGACUGCUGCUGUACCAGCUGCAGUUUGUCAUCAGAUCUUGGGUCACUAUCCAGGUGAUACUCAUAAUUCAAAUAUCCACUGUUUAUUUGUGCUUAUUUUAAUCAUAAAAAGUGAUCUGGAUAAUACUUCCUUUAAACAGCUUCUCAUUUAACAGUAUAAUCUUAGAAUUUCUUAAAGACCACGGUACUCAGACUUUAAUUUUAGAAUUUAACAAGUCACUAUGCUGUGUAAAUCAUAAUUUCCAGCCUUUAAAAAAGUGCACUUUUAAAAAUAUUUUUUAUUAAUUACAGUUUAUUCACUUUGUAACCUAACUAUGUGCACUUUUAAUAUAUUGUUUGCCAGUGUUGCAAACUGAGGUUUACUUGCAUAUUAGGUUUACUUCCAUAUUAGAUAUUCAUACUCAAAUUACUCAAUUAGAUAAAAGUUUAGUAUGCAGGAUUACUCUCUUUGCAGCACUGCUUUGCGUUAUAGUGAGCAAAGUUAUAAAACUGUAUCAUUUGCCUAAAGCAAUCAUUACUUACUCUUACAGUGUUAGAUCAGUUACCAAUGAGCUUUGCUUUUCAGCUUAAAUGUAUAUUAAAUUUCCUAGAAUAGAUUACGUUUAAUUCAUGAAAAAUUAAAUCACACACUUCUGAAUAGGUAAAAAUUUAUCAACAGUUACGUUUCAAAAUGUAUUUAGACUGAAAUGUUCUAAAAUAUUAACUAUUGUCUAUUCAUUUGCUUACUAUUUUGAUUAUUAAAAGAUACAUACAGAUUUAUAAAAAAGUAAAUUAUCUUAAAUAAAUGUUGUAGAUUCAAAUAUUUUACAAAUGAAAUAGUUAAUGUUAUUUAAAUUAAAGUAAAAAAUCAUCCUUUAAAUCAAAGCUGAAUGUUUAUAUCUCAUUAGGAGUAUAUUCUAUUAGGAGUAAAUUGGUUAUAAACAUUUGGUUAUAAAAAGCGGUUUUUUUUUUGAGAACUGCUUAUGUUAUGUGAAUAAUCCAAAUUCAUCCCUCACCUUCCUUAUAUAUUUGUCCUGGUCUUCUGAUGCUCUUCCAAAAACAAACAAACAAGGAAACAAACAAACAAACAAAAACAUAGUGUUUGGAUUAUCUUUUGGUACUUUUUAAUUUUGUGUGUAUGUGGGAUAAAAACAGAUCCAGGAAAGGUCACUAAAUCUGUAAUGCUGGCCUGGCUGGGCUACCACUGUUAACACCUGCUAGUCUGUGGAAAAGGGGUGUAUAAGAAUGAGGAACGACAAGGAAAUCUCAGUCUCCCUAGGCUUUGUCUUCUGCAGCUUUCUUAACUGCUAAACAGAUAAUAAAGGAAGCUGAGUAAUAUUUGGAGAGAAUUCAAAUUAUUCAUACAUUAAAAUGCAAAUGCUAAACAAAGCCUAUAACAGAAUGGCAUUGCUGAGAAUGAAAUGAGCCUCUUGUGGUAACUUGCUACAGUGUUGCACUGGAGCAACUGAUAUUUUUUUUAGGAACACUAUGGUUGGAGGGAUUCUGAUAGAAGUAUACUAGGAGAUGUCCAUGCUCCUUUUAGCAGGGAACAGAAGCCAGCUGUUGGAGAAGGUGCACCUGGUCCCUUGCAACUGGUUGGUCCAACACUCCUCAUUCCACAAAAGGAAAUUAAAUGGACAUUCUGUAAAAACUACCUUGACUUUUAUUUGUACUCUAUAGAACACUUACUAAACUACAUUAAAAUGUAAAUAGCUUUCUGGAAUUAGUAAGAUCAUAUAAAUAAUAAUGUUUAUUUUCUAUUCAGAGUAGGACUGGAUAAAAAACAUUUUAUGGUUAUGGCAGAUUCUAAAGGGUAGUUGAUAUAAGAAAAAACUACAUUGCAGACUACACAGGAAAUGAUUCCUUAGAGAUAAAAUCAUUAUCUAUUUGUAUCUAUAACAGAAAGUUACAAAUUAAGAAUAUAUAUAUAUAUAUAUAUAUAUAUAUAUAUAUGUCAAGUAGAGAAAGGAAAAAACAGGUAUUACUAUCUCAUGAUUCAUCAUUGAAAUUAUUUUAAAUAAAGUUAUUUUGAAAUAACUCUACUGAAAAGUUAUAAAAUUUAUUUUCACCUUCAAGGAAGAAACUAGACUAAACAAUUUUUCAAAAAGUUAAAACUAAGAAAGGACUUUUGGACUAGUGAACAUUUUCAUUAACCUUUGACCCUUGAUAGUGACCAUUCAUAGCUCUUCUAUAGGGCAAGAGGUCACAAACACUAACUGAGUCACAGAUAUAACUUGUUUGACACUUCAUUGCCCACUAUCUAUAUAAUAGUUUGAUUUUCAUAAAAAGUAAAUUUUAAUUGCUCAAAGAUCUCAGUUUGUUGACCAAUUAUAGAUUUUUAAAAUUCCCCUCCUUUGAGACACUUACACCUUAAAUAUAUGUAUACCUUCUGGUUCUGCAUAAGAAAAUUACAGUUGUAUAGACUCAAAUAUCAGUGGACCCCACUUGCUGAUGUAAACAGCAUUCUGUAGAUGAAUGACCUUUUCUCUUUCAGGGCUCUUUGUGCUCUUGUGGAGGCCUGGUUAGGAAAGUCAUUUCUUCUCAUCGAUGUCUGCAAUGAAGGGCACAGGCUCUUCCUGGCCCCUGAUUUUGAAUGUAAUACUGCAGAGAGACAAUACAUAGUAAAUUUAGCUGCAUUUACUGGAACAGACAAUGCACGAUUGAUUUUGCAUUUUAACUACUUAGGUACAUAAUCCACCACCACCUGAAGGAGUAGAAUGUUUUCUCUUCAAAGAACACAUAAGGAUAUUUAACAGAAAAAUCCUUGUACUAAAUUUAUUGCCAGAGUUGAGUAAAUGUAUAAAAUGAAAUAGAAUCAUAAAGCACCUUUAUGUUGAGAUCUAUACUCUUGUCCCUAAACACCUCUAUUAGCUUGGCAGGUUUGAGUUGUAACUAUUCUCCUAGUACAAAUGAAUCUUUAAGAGUGAGAAGCAUUUAUAAAUAAUAGAUCCUACAAACAUAUCUGGAUUUUAUUCCAAAAGUUAAAAGGAGAAAUAAUAAUUGCUUUAUAUAACCACUGAUACCACUUUAACGUUUGAUGAAGAUGUUAAUUUAUGGUUGGUUAGCAGUUUAUGGCUGUCAUUAGUUUUUCAGUUUGAUCCACAUUAGAAAUCUAUUUUUCUUUUUUAUUUUAAUCUGAGAUAAUUAUAUAAAGAUAUGGUUAUGUUUUAUCUAAAAUGUAUCAUUCUACUAUAGCAUUUCAAAUUAUUCACAGAUCAUAGUUCUUAUAUGUGCAUAUAUGAAUUUAAAAAUACAGCAAUAAAAUGCUUGAAACAGAUCAUAAAUUUGCUUCAUUUUUUAUUGCAUCUGUGAAUCAGGUUGAAAAGACAAGGACAGCUAUGGUCUUUGAGAGAGAAUUAACCCUUUCUCAAGCUCGGAAGGAGUUGAUAUCUUAUUGAGCAUAAUUAAAGUCAAAUUUCCAUCAAAGCGUCCUGGUGACAUAUAAGGUGACAUCCUUAGUAGGUUUGGGCUUGGAGUAGUGGUCAGUGUUUAAAAUCAUCUUUCUUUUUCCAGACCACAAAUUUCCCUCCCAGUGCUGUCUAAUCUGUAUUUCUAAGUUGCUGAACAAGAGAGCAUGCCAGGAAAGGGAGACAGUAAACUAGCUCUGGCCUCCUCCUUCCUUCUCCCUUUCCCCCCAUCCCCCCUCUCAUUUUGAGACAAUCCAGAAAAAUAUUAAGACCAAUACCACUAAUUCAGAAAAGGUGACAGAACUGAAUCCACAUAAAUCUCCAGAAAAGGGAAGGGAGAAUAGUUUUCUCGUCCUAAUAAGGAAGUAAAUAAAACUUCCUCCAGGCUUACAGUUAGGGCACAUUCUCAGAACUCCUAAGGCUGGCCAAUUGCAGGAGGUGUGCCUUAAAAGGAUGGCCCUGGAUCUGGAGUGCAAGGUGCUGCGGGAUCUAGCAACACCUGGGAGAAGAAUUCUAGGCAAAUUCCUUAAGUUUUCUUUGUGUCCCAGGAAACUAAAGUAGGGUCACAGUUGGUCUGCGGGAUGGGCAGGAAAUGCCAGGCUUUGGGAAGCUUGGGGGUAAAGUUCGCUCAGCAACAGAGCUCUCCACCCUUUUGGGAGGCUCAGAGUUAGAAUGGCUCUUUUGGUGCUCCUACCACCGAUGUGGUUCAGUUUCUACACCAUCCUGCUCCGGAAAAGCCUACUCCUGUUUCUGGCUGAGGUUGUGACUUGCAGUAGGGCUUGCCUGGGACCUGGGUUGGACCAGACUCCUGCUUGUCCUGCGCAGUCUAGAGCCUGCAGAAUACACACUAAUUGGUCAGAAAAAUCAGAGCUGUUUGAGAGAAAAGAACUCUGAAAGGUGUUUGUGCUUCAAAAUUGACUUUACUACCUCUUAGUUUUAUGUCUUUCCGUGCCCAUGUUUGGCUUCAAGGCUGAGAUUAAAUCAGUCUGCAAUUCACUGAUUUCAUUAAUCCAGAGGCAUAGGCAGGCAUGGAGCACAUUAUUAUUAUUAUCAAUUAUCAUUAUUAUUAUCAUCAUUAUUAUUAUAUUUGUACUCACAACAACAAAAACGUUAACUGUUAUAAAAUCUGCAUUUUGGUUAAAAUAAAGUGCUUUUAUGUUUCUGGUG
Molecule: messenger RNA, 13017 nt
Organism: Meriones unguiculatus (Mongolian gerbil)
Lineage: Eukaryota; Metazoa; Chordata; Mammalia; Rodentia; Muridae
Product: cytochrome P450 7B1
Exons: 6
Coding region: 154-1677 (507 amino acids)
Biological process (GO): cholesterol homeostasis; bile acid biosynthetic process
Molecular function (GO): oxidoreductase activity, acting on paired donors, with incorporation or reduction of molecular oxygen; steroid hydroxylase activity; iron ion binding
Source: RefSeq, a predicted model, not a curated record